Mus musculus (house mouse) is the source of this 9909-nucleotide messenger RNA. RefSeq names its product cytidine monophospho-N-acetylneuraminic acid hydroxylase (gene Cmah). The record is from RefSeq and is marked validated. NCBI's taxonomy places the organism in Eukaryota, Metazoa, Chordata, Mammalia, Rodentia, Muridae. Gene Ontology annotation, cellular component: endoplasmic reticulum; cytoplasm. Bases 636 to 2369 code for a protein of 577 amino acids. Gene Ontology annotation, molecular function: 2 iron, 2 sulfur cluster binding; CMP-N-acetylneuraminate monooxygenase activity. The transcript is spliced from 18 exons. Gene Ontology annotation, biological process: N-acetylneuraminate metabolic process.
GGAUGAGUGCCCUUUUGGACCCUCCAUUCUGGCAGUGGCAGCUGUGAAGUCUAGCGAUCUUCUUCUGGAGAGAACAGAUCAGCAGGCAAUAAUGGAGUGUUCCCGGUCAACUCUCAUGGCCUCAGGACUCUCACAGCCAGCAGUUUCCAGAUAUGGGGAUUGAUCCCCUUCAGUGCCUCUUGGGACAUGGAAUAUUGGCAGACUCUCUCUGGAUCUGCUCCUGGAUUGAGCUCUACAAAUACAGGAGGGUGGAGCUGGGAGAGGGGUAGUGUUGAUGUUAGACACAUAAUGUGACAUCAGCCUGCUCUGCAUCUGUGUCUCCAGAGGAACUUGAACUUCCCAGCUGUACUUUGGUAAUUGCUUCUGAAAAAAACCUCCUGGCCACACAGAAAUCAAAUAAAAUUUUUAAUCAAGCAAAUUGAAAAAUCCAGGCUGUAUUAUAAACAUCAAUUAAAAGAAGAUCUGGGCCUGGGCCUUUUGAUGUUUCCUGACCAGCUUGGAUGCUGUCACCUUUGUCUACUCAGAAGGGAGUAAAGGCAGUCUAAAGUCAUCCUCGCCAUCCUCGCCUUCCUGGUGUGAUUCGCAGAAGUAGAAAGAACACCAGCAGCUGCUUUGAAAUACCCUGGAGCUGGCAGAUGAUGGACAGGAAACAGACAGCUGAGACCCUGCUGACCCUGUCUCCUGCUGAAGUUGCCAACCUCAAGGAAGGGAUCAAUUUUUUUCGAAAUAAGACUACUGGGAAAGAGUACAUUUUAUACAAGGAGAAGGACCAUCUAAAGGCAUGCAAGAACCUCUGCAAGCACCAGGGAGGCCUGUUCAUGAAAGACAUCGAGGAUUUAGAUGGAAGGUCCGUUAAAUGCACAAAGCACAACUGGAAGUUAGACGUGAGCACCAUGAAAUAUAUCAACCCUCCAGGGAGCUUCUGUCAAGACGAGCUCGUUAUUGAAAUGGAUGAAAACAAUGGGCUUUCCCUGGUAGAACUGAACCCUCCUAACCCCUGGGACUCUGAUCCCAGGUCUCCUGAAGAAUUAGCUUUUGGGGAAGUACAGAUAACAUAUCUCACUCAUGCCUGCAUGGACCUCAAGUUGGGAGACAAGCGAAUGGUAUUUGACCCUUGGUUAAUUGGCCCUGCUUUUGCCCGAGGAUGGUGGUUGCUACAUGAGCCUCCAUCUGACUGGUUGGAGAGGCUGUGCAAAGCAGACCUCAUUUAUAUCAGCCACAUGCACUCAGACCACCUGAGCUACCCUACCCUGAAGCAGCUUUCCCAGAGACGACCAGACAUUCCCAUUUAUGUUGGCGACACAGAAAGGCCUGUGUUUUGGAACCUGGAUCAGAGUGGCGUCGGGUUAACUAACAUCAACGUGGUUCCAUUUGGAAUAUGGCAACAGGUAGACAAAAGUCUGCGGUUCAUGAUCUUGAUGGACGGCGUUCAUCCUGAGAUGGACACAUGCAUUAUCGUGGAGUACAAAGGUCAUAAAAUACUCAACACAGUGGACUGCACCAGACCCAAUGGGGGAAGGCUUCCUGAGAAAGUUGCUCUAAUGAUGAGUGAUUUCGCAGGAGGUGCAUCAGGCUUUCCAAUGACUUUCAGUGGUGGAAAAUUUACUGAGGAAUGGAAAGCCCAGUUCAUUAAGGCUGAAAGAAGAAAGCUUCUGAAUUACAAAGCUCAGCUGGUGAAGGACCUGCAGCCCCGAAUCUACUGUCCGUUUGCUGGGUACUUUGUGGAGUCUCACCCAUCUGACAAGUACAUUAAGGAAACAAACACCAAAAAUGACCCAAAUCAGCUCAACAAUCUUAUCAGGAAAAACUCUGACGUGGUGACAUGGACCCCACGACCUGGCGCUGUCCUCGACCUUGGCAGGAUGCUGAAGGACCCAACAGACAGCAAGGGCAUUGUGGAGCCUCCAGAGGGGACAAAGAUUUACAAGGAUUCCUGGGACUUUGGCCCGUACCUGGAGAUCUUGAAUUCUGCUGUCAGAGAUGAAAUCUUCUGUCAUUCAUCCUGGAUUAAAGAGUACUUCACGUGGGCUGGAUUUAAGAAUUACAACCUGGUGGUCAGGAUGAUUGAAACAGAUGAAGAUUUCAGCCCUUUUCCUGGAGGGUACGACUAUCUGGUGGACUUUCUAGAUUUAUCCUUUCCGAAAGAAAGACCCAGCCGGGAGCAUCCUUAUGAAGAAAUCCAUAGCCGGGUGGAUGUCAUCAGGUACGUGGUGAAGAACGGCCUGCUGUGGGAUGAUCUGUAUAUUGGAUUCCAGACCCGAUUGCUGCGGGACCCUGAUAUAUACCAUCAUCUGUUUUGGAAUCAUUUUCAGAUAAAACUCCCUCUAACACCACCCAACUGGAAGUCGUUCCUAAUGCACUGUGAUUAGUCUGGACCUGGUAAGUCCCAGGACCCCAGCCCAGAGGAUGGUGCCUGAACAUUCAAGAUGGGUCUCCCCUGCUUCGAUAAACCUUUCUGGAAACACUUUCAUAGACACAGCCAUAACUACCAUUAUUCAUUGGCAGUGUCUUUUAUUCAGAGAUGGCAAACAAUGCCCCCAAAUCAAGAAUUUGCUCUUAAAUCUUGAACACAGCAGCAGUUUAUACCAAAGAAGACAAGUUUCUCUCAGCAAUGGGCAAACACUACAUUUAAGGGAUGUUCACAUAUGUGCCUGGUGUGCAUUGUCGCAUAGACGGACUCAGAACUACUUUUAUCGGGGCUGGUGUUGUGGCUUGGUAGUAUAGCAUGUGCUUAGAGCAUAUGAGGCCCUGGGUUCCAACACACACACACACACACACACACACACACACACACACACACACCUGUAUAACCCUAAAUUCAUCCCAUGUACACUCUUGUGCAAGGAGAACCAAGGAAAGCCAAGAAUGAGCUCUGCAUGGGAGAUAAAGCCUAACAGAAGGAAAAGUGAGUGUCAGCACAGUAGGAACAGGAAAGGAAGGCUACCAGACUCCAGCAGCAAAAAAGAAGAAAGCUAGAGAAGACAUGUGGGCUGGGAGGAAGGUGGGGAGACUAGAAGAAAAUGGGAAUGAGAAGAUGCUGCCGGUAGAGAGAAGAAUGUAAAAAUGGCUCUUGUGUUCUUUGAUAGAUCCGUACCCCAGGCAGCUGCAGGACAAUGUUUUCAGCUUUUCAGAGAGCUCUUGGCACCAUCUACUUCCCAUCUCACUAGAACCGAAAUGACUUUGAUUCUGUUGUGAAAUGUGUCAAUUAAUGAAGCCCGGGGGUCCUAAGAGUCUUACACGCGUUCGCCACCGGCCAGGAAAGACGCAACAAACCGGAAUCUUCUGCGGCAAAAGCUUUAUUGCUUACAUCUUCAGGAGCAAGAGAGAGAAUGGUGAAACCCCGUCCCUUUUAAGGAGAAUUAUCCUCCGCCUAGAACGUGUCGCUCCCUGAUUGGCUGCAGCCCAUUGGCCGAGUUGUCGUCAUGGGGAAGGCAGAGCACAUGGAGUGGAGAACUACCCUUGGCACACGUGCAGAUUAUUUGUUUACCAUUUAGAACACAGGAUGUCAGCGCCAUCUUGUAACGGUGAAUGUGAGGGCGGCUCCCCACAUAAGAGUUCAAUAGAUCUUUGAUUGAUGGCUCAUGAGAAUUGGGCUGCCGACUGUAAGUCAUCAAUAAAUUCCUUUACUAUCUAGAGACUAUCCAUAAGUUCUGUGACUCUAGAGAACCCUGACUAAUACAACUAGUUAAUAAUCUUAGGGAGAAAAUAUUUUUAAAAUCUAUAGAAUAUUGUUGUGUCUGGCCAGCAGAUCACAACCUGGGUUCUAGCCUGGAAAGGCAUUUUGGAAACCUGGAAGAGAAGAGGGGCUAGGCGGUGAGAGAAAGAAAUGCAGCUAAGACAGGCAUUCUGAUCAAAGCUCAAUUUUACUGUUCUGCACGCAAUUAUAAAGCAGGGGAAGGGGGCCCGAUUCCCGCCAAUUAAUCUUGGGGUCCAAUAGCAAGGUGACCACGUGCAAGGCUCUGAACAGCAAAGUGGCAGGUUCCAGCAGUGGGCAUGGCAGAAUGAUUGAGCAGGAAGCUCCACCCCUGAGCAAGCAGGUUUCAGGCUGGGGGAGGGGAGACUACAUCUCCUCCCUGUUGUUAAUAAAAAUAAAAAAAAAUAGAAAAGGCUGGCCUGAGGCAAAAAAUCAAUCUAUGCUCAAUAGUCCUGCCUGAAUUCUUAGGGCUAAAGAAAAAAAAAAAACCUGUCUCCGUGGGAUUUCCUAUCUUUUCUUAUGGUAAACUGUAUCUGGCUAAGACUGUACUUUCUAUCCUAGUAAACAACUAACAGAAAAGCCCUGAGCUGUAGGCUCUGACUUUAUAAUGCUAAUUAGUACUGAAUAGGUAACUUCCUAGUUGAAUUUUAAGUAGGGCAUUGGAACCCUGGCUAAGUUUGACUGAACAAAUUUGAAAUACACUUUAUUAAGAAUAACACUGAGUUGAUAUUCCUCAGCAUUUUUGGAUGACAGGUGGGAAACAGGGAGGAAGGGUAUGACCGGCUCGGUAGUACAAGGCCAAUUGUCUUUUUUAGGGUGGGAGACUGUGAAGGGCUUGCCCUUCUAACAGUACGGUCUCCAACCUCUCUCCCCCCUAUUAAUUAAGUUUAAAAAGGCCACACUUAACUGAGGUGAUCAAAUGAUUUUCUCAUCCGUAGAUGAGUGAGCUUUUAACCUUGGCUUGGGUGGACAUUGACCCGAUUCCUCUCGUGGGUGCUGUUACGACCCACACCUGUGGCUCUUGGUAUCUUUUGGGGAGGGGAGGCAGAGCCGUAGAUAUUUUUGUUUUUUAGCUGUAAAUAGAUACCAACCUCCGUCAAACCGGGUUUAUCCCACAGGAAACUCAGAAAUGGUCAAGCUGGACCUUCCCCUGCAGUAAUUCUCUGCACCAAGCCAUACCCAUACUGUAUUUGUAAGAUCACGAACCAGUGUGCACAGUUCUGAGGACUGUGCAGCUCCUAAGGGAGAAUUGUCAACCUCAGAUUUAGCAAGGCCUAGGCAAGAAUUAUGUCAUUAGUAACACCACGAUUUGUGGCUAAAAUAGGAGCUGGAAGUCGUUCCUCUUCAUCCCUGUUAUUCCCAUAGCCUGAGGAACUAAGGACACCUUGCAGUAACAGCAAGGGUGAAAAGCCAGAGGCUAGCUAAGGGACUAAGCCCGUCUAUCAGAAUAAAAACCAAUCUCUAUUAAUAUUAGAAAUAUCUACUUUCCUAGCCCUCUUGGUAAACCUAAAUUUUAACUCAGACUGAAAGCCACAUGCUGGAAUGUCCUUGGAAUGAAGAUAGCAUUUGCCACCUGUGUGCUCUUGGGGGCGGGGGAUGCAUGCCCACUGUAGUUCUGCUGAAGGUGUAGAUUGACCUGCUUGAAAGACAAAAAUCUUAGAGAGUGAAGAGUAACAUCACAAAGCUUCUUUUGGGGAAGUUCAGGUACUUUAUUCAUUUGCAAAUUGUAAGGCUAAGGCUAGUCUCAGGCCUCCUGUGGGGGAGCUGGCUCAGAGAGUAGCAGGAAAACAGCUUUCCUGGGAGCUUUAGUUUCCAGCUGAAUUUUAAGCAAAAGAGGAAUUUUAGUCCUCAAGGUGAUACUUAUAAGAAGAUUCAGAAUCUGUGUUCAUCUGACGAAUUAAUCUCUCUGGCAGCCACCAUGCUCUAUCUUCAUCUCGUGAAAAAACACAAACUGAGCCCCUUCCCCAGAUUAGAACCGGAUCCGGACCCUACUAUUUGCUAGUCAGUGGGUCCUUCCAUUUUACCAAUGCAUAAGAAUUAGAAGUAACUAGAUGCCAGUGGCAAUCCACUGCUGACUGACCUUUAAUAUUGGUUGCAAAAUAUUUAGAACAAAUAAGGUAAAGGCAAGAUGAGCCUUUGGUGACCUUGGGGGAUGUGCUCUGAAUUAACUUUGCUAGGUAAUUUAGAAUAUAGGAAUCUCUAACGUUGGACUGAAUAUUAGACCAGUCUAAGAUUGAGUUAGAAUGACUGGUCACACUGAAGAAAAGAGAAAAAUCAUUAUGACUCUAUUAAAUGACUAAUUUUACCAAGUCAGUAUGCACAGUCUCUGAUGAACUAUUGCCAUAAAGUUAAAAGGCUAGAAGCUAGUCUAAACUGGAAAAAUGACAAGCAAGGAUGGAUCUAAAACAUGAAUUUAAUUUAGUUUUUUAGUCAUUUCAAUCAGAACACUGAGUCAACUUACCUGCCAGCUCGUCACACGAAUUAAUAUGCUUCUGCAGCGUUCUGUGGAGAGAACCUGUUUUUUCCUUUCCUAAUAAGGUAGCUGUUUUAGGAUCAAUCUAUAAGCCAAUAAGUAGAUCCCUUUAAGAUACUAUAAAGCAUUUAUUAAAUUCUUUGACAUUUAAAUUUCAAAUUUCGAAAAUAAAGGUAUGAUUUAAAUAGUGUGUAUGGGAAUGCACUAAAUAGUAUGUACGGGGAUACAAUUUCUCUCUUUUUUGUCUUUUAAGAAGUUAAAGUUUUAAAAUUUCACAAUACCUAACCUUUUGAAUUAAUAACUUGUUGACAAAACAUUUUAAAUACUUGGCUGUAAAGGGGCAGUGACUAAUUGCACUUUCAAUCAUUUUUCUUAAGGAGCGGUUGUAACUAGAAAGCUUGAAAAGUUAUUAAGAGUCACAUGUGCAUAAUUUAUUUAUUAACUAGAAAUAUGCAUAAGCAAUUGCAAAUUUGAGAAUUAAUAGUAUCUGAGGGAUGAACAAUUUUAAGCAAUUGUGAGCUCAGAGAUAUGGCAUUGACUAUUAAUAUACAAAUUAAGGUUUGAUUGUUCAGCAUUUUAAAACACCAUCUACAGCACACAACUAGAUUAUUUGUGCUGGAACAGGGGAGACUGUGUGUCUUAAGACUCUGCCCCACAGCAGCUAGUUGGGCCCACGUGGGCCAACAAUCGGCUGGGAGGAUGAGAAAAACGACUUUACAAUAAUGUUUUUUCUGGCCAAAGAAUUGUCUUGGGCACAACUAAUAUUUAAUUACCAAUGAAUAUAAUUAAUAACAAUUAUAAAAGCUUUAUUUUUUUGUAAAACCUUUUGUAGUAAACUAAAACCCUCAGUAAUAAAAGGAUAUUGUCUCUGAAUCUCUUGGGUGAGAGCAAGGAUUUAAGGUAAACUUUCUUUAAGAAGCAUUAGUUAAUAAAAUACUUUCCACUUAGGAAAAAAUAUACACUGAAAGAUUAAAACUCUUGGCUUCUUGUAUAGAAGCAGAAACAAUAAAAAUUUUUCUUACAUAAUGUAAAGUUACAUUAGCCAUACCUAGAGGCAGAAUUUUCUAGUGAUUACAGUUCACUAGAAGCAAAACUCUUUGAAUUUAAGCAUUAUUUUAAACAUCUGAAUAGAUCUGUAACACUGUUAAAAAGAAAUUUUCUUGAACACAGGGAAAAACUUUCUCAGGCACUGUUUGCAAAACACAAGAAGGCCACAAGCCACUCUGGGGCUGCCCAGAGCCCUGUAUUGACUCAAACGUAAAAUACUUUUUAAUCUGAGCAUCCUGGCCCUCCUGUAAUAAGGACUGAUUCUAGAGGAACAAUUUAACUGUCUAUGCCUCUAAUUUUUGAUACUCUAUCUUAAGAUGACUUACAGUUAAAACGUUCUUCACAACUUUAGUGUUGUGAAAAAAUUGCCCAUACUGCAGUUUCCUGCCAGGCAGCGACUAUAGCCAAACUGAUUGUCUAAUCUAUUCACAAAGACAAACAUAACUAGAUAACUCUGUCACAGUUUUUAUGAAGUGAGCUGUAUUAGCUCUCUCAUAAGAUGAUUACUCUUGUAAUAAUCUUAAUUAACAAUAUAUGGGUGAGUAGAAAAUCUUAAAUUUGCCAACUGCAAGCUGCAGUCAAUGGAACACUGGCAGUUUUAACCAUAAUUUUUAAGUUUUUUGUGCAAGGUUAGGAUAAUACCUACAACCUUGGGAAAGCAAAACCCAAGUUUAAAACAAUUUAUCAUCUUUAAAAUCAAUAUUAGAAGCAUUACCAUCAUAUUACGAAGUUUGGCUGCCAAUUAAUACCUAUGAAUAGCUAUUAAAGCAAGCUUUGAUGCUUUAAUAAAGAGGCAUUGCUUUAAAUCUUAUCUUAAAUUUUACUAUUUAGGAUAGGAACCACAUUAAUUAUUAUCUAAACUAGAAAUAUCUUUAGAGACCCAGCCUCUUGGCCUGCCUUAUGCCACGUGUCGGAAGGACUCUAAACUUGAGUUAUCAAAUUUAACACUAACCAUCUGUAGCAAUGUAACAAUUAUUAAUCUUAACCAACAACUUAUGAGCUGAAUGUGAAAAUAUGCAGAGCACAUUUUCAAUAAAAAAGGAACCAAAUGAAGCAGUUACAUUUAGACCAAUCAGAGAAUAUUAAUUUUUGUAGCUACAAUCAUAGAAUAAAAGGAACUUUACCAUUUGUCAAACACAUUAAUCAUGAACCAUUUAUCAGCUUUUUUACUCCAAAACUAAGAGGCUGUACACUCGCCCUUUUCUCCUAAAACGAACAGUUUUUCCAGCAGGGGCCCUCCUGCCAUGUGUUUGAUUCCUAGCUGAAGCACGUGGCAGCUCUCGGCUUUGCAGAUAAAGUUUUUUAUACCAUCUUUAUUAUCCAACAUAAAACAUAGAACAUUCAUUCAUACAGACAGGACACGAACAUACAUGAAUUGAACACGAGAACAGAUUGGUGCACCAGACAUUACACGAGACACAAAAGGGACAGAGUACUCCUGCUAUAAGGCCCAGAGAGAAAUUUCUCUCUGCUUUUUUGGGACAUUUUCCUCCCUCAUGAUGCAGUUUUUAUUAACUGCGGCAAUCCGCCUGAUUAUUAAUUUCCUUUUAAUAAACCCUUUCUUUUCUCACGCCUAAUGUAGCUUCGGAGAGCCACGGCCUGUUACCCAGCUCCUCUUAAGCUUCACUGCUGAACCUAAGUGAACCAGUGCUCGGGUUUAACGCUGUUUCAGUUUAGCCCAUACUGACCUUCUCUGGUAUGAAUUUCCUUUAUCCUUUAAUUAUUUCAUGGAGCUCCAAACCAGCAGUGCCUCUUCCAAAAAUCCUUUGCCGUUUCUCAGUCCCGCGUUGGUUCGCCAAAUGUUGUGUCUGGCCAGCAGAUCACAGCCUGGGUUCUAGCCUGGAAAGGCAUUUUGGAAACCUGGAAGAGAAGAGGGUCUAGGUGGCAAGAUAAAAAAAUGCAGCUAAGACAGUUAUUCUGAUCAAAGCUCAAUUUUACUGUUCUGCACGCAGUUAUAAAGCAGGGGAAGGGGGCCCAAUUCCCGCCAAUUAGUCUUGGGGUCCAAUAGCAGUAUGACCACGUGCAAGGCUCUGAACAGCAAAGCGGCAGGUUCCAGCAGUGGGCAUGGCAGAAUGAUUGAGCAGGAAGCUCUACCCCUGAGCAAGCAGGUUUCAGGCUGGGGGAGGGGAGACUACAGAAUAUAAGAAUCUCAAAAUGUCUUCAAAUAUAACUACAGCAAAAAGGCCAUGAAAAAGCACCCCUUUUAGAAUUUGAAAAACAUUGUUUCAAUGUUUAAAAUAGGCAAAUAAGUUGGCUGAGGGCUUGUUUGUUUGUUUUUCUGUCUAUUUGAUUGUUUCUAAUGUACUGAUGUAUUUCUAAGGAACUGUAAUUGUUACCCAGGGUUCUCCUUUGCACGUUGUUUUUCCAUCCUGCAGUCAAGUGCACUCUCUGCCUCUGUCACCUACCUCUUGAAUUUGACUUCAGAAUCGCUGCCUAGCUCUAAUCAAUGAAAGACUAUCUCCUUCUCAUUAAAAUGAGCAACAAGAAUAGUUGACUAUUCUUGUUUAUAUCAUACUAGAAAAAAUUUAAAUACUUGGAAGUCAGAGAUUAGACUUUGUAAUUUAUACUAGAGAGUAAAUUAUUCAGUUACUACUAAAAUAAUAUAAUGUUUAUCCAAAUAUAUGUUCAGAUAUAUAUGAUGGGCAAAUAAAAGAUUGUUUUAAAAAUAAAAGUUUGUUUUCUCACUCUGUAGCCC